Messenger RNA from Phytomonas sp. Hart1, 1911 nucleotides. Lineage: Eukaryota; Euglenozoa; Kinetoplastea; Trypanosomatida; Trypanosomatidae. The record is from the annotation of a GenBank genome assembly.
AUGUUGGGCCGCUGCAGGGGCUUUGGGUUACGUCGGCCGCCCAAACGUCUCCCGCGUUGGGCCCUUUGCGGGGUGAUGGGCGGCGGCGUUUGGAUUGUGGACUUCCUGACGGAUCACUCCCCCAGACGGUUUUGUCGGGCGAUGGGCGUAGUGAUUCAGGUUGCGCUGCUCUACAAAUACGCCACCCCGGAGACGCCGGAGGCGUACCUUCAGCUCCAUCGCCGUGCGGCCCAAUUGAUUCUGAAUUUAUGCCUGGCGAACGAGGGGUUUUAUAUCAAACUCGGGCAGGGGUUGAACUCCAUGAGCCACGUCCUCCCGCGCGAGUUCACCGACACACUGCGCGUACUGCUCGACCAGGCCGGCCCCGUCCCCUUUCCCGCGAUCCGGCGCUGUAUUCAGGAGGAAACCGGGAAGGCGAUCGAGGAGCUUUUCGAAGGGUUUGAGGAGAAGCCCGUGGCAUCUGCCUCGAUUGCGCAGGUCCAUCGCGCGUGGAUUCGGGGGAUGGAUGGGAGCGGGGCCUUGCAGGAGGUCGCCGUUAAAGUCCAGCGGCCCUGCAUCCGCCGACAAGCCCCUUGGGAUCUCGCCGCAUUUCAGCUUAUGUCCUUUGCCGCUCAGUAUUUAUUUGGCCUUCCAACGGAGUGGGCUCGCAAAACUAUCGUGGACGGCCUGCAAUCCGAGCUGGAUUUCACGCAAGAGGCCGCCAACGCGACCUUAUUCCGCGAUAACUUCUCCAACGAUAAACGAAUUUACAUCCCAAAAGUCUACGACCGCUUCACGACAUCCCGCUUGAUGGUGAUGGAAUGGGUGGACGCGACCAAACUCCUGGAUAUCGACGCGAUUCGUGCGCAGUUUUGUGAGAAGGCGGUGCUAAAGGUCUUAUUCGAGUCUUUUAGCGAUAUGGUAUUUAAAUACAAACUCUUCCACAGCGACCCCCAUGCGGCGAACGUGCUGGUGCGUUAUAGGCCUCGCAAUGGCAGCAUCAGGAAUCCCGACGUCGGGAAUAUGAGGACGGAGCCUCAGGCGCCAAGAAGGAAUCGAAAAGAUAUCCAAAUUGUUCUCCUUGAUUUCGGCUUGUGCGUGCCCAUCUCUGAGCGUUUUCGAAUGCAAUAUGCCCUCCUUUUCAAGAGCUUUAUUGAGCACGAUAUCGAGACAAUCCGGAAUGUUGUAAGGGAAUGGGGCGUGAGCGAUGAGAAGACGUUUCUCACCCUUCACAUGCAGAAGCCGCUGACGCUGAUCCCGAAAGGCCCCAAUGGUGAGGUGAGCAAGGAAGAAAUUGCCAUCAUACGACGGGAAGCUCACGCACGGAUAAAGGGCCUCCUUACGGACGAUUCUAAACUUCCGUACGAGCUGCCUAUGGUGGCCCGGGGCCUUGAUAUCUUGAGGGGGAAUAACCGCAUGUACGGUUCCCCCAUUAACUACGUUAAAGUCAUGGCUAGGGGAACGUUAAAUUGCUUAGGGCCAAUUCACGAUCACAAAGGAGUGCAGCGCUAUUUGCAACAUGUUCACCAACUUACCAUGGAGCGCUGUGUUAGUCAAGACAGACAAAAAAGCUGGGCAAAGGAAGCGGGGAUUGUGGAAAAAUAUGAUGAAAGCUACGACCAUUCCACCAAAAGUAAGUUCACCAGUGUGUAUACUGAAGAAUCGAAGCAAUUACGUUCAGUGCAAUCUAUUGUGUUGCAUGAGCUUGAUUUGGAGCAUAAAGCUUCUCUGUGUCUAUACCUCUCAUCUAUGCUUGGGAGUCUAUACCAAUCAAUUAAGUUUUAUACGAUAUUACUUCGUUUAGACCUCAUACAUCGGAUCACACAAUGGUACAAUACGUGCCUUACCGCGGUUGCCCCUGCUCGAGCGACGGGGCAACUAAAAAUCCCCACCUUAGAUGAGCUAAUUGACGAUAUGCAGACAGUAAACUAG